AGGGCAGCGCGGAGCUCCGGUAGUGGGCGGGGCGUGGCGGCGCGCGCAGCGGCAGGCGGCGGCAGGAUGGAGUCUGAGCGCGAGCCCCAACCCCAGCCGGCGGCAGUGGAGGUUCCUGCGGGACGCGUGCUCAGCGCCCGGGAGCUCUUCGCCUCCCGCUCGCGGUCGCAGAAGCUGCCCCAGCGCUCACAUGGCCCCAAGGACUUUCUGCCCGACGGCUCGGCAGCCCAGGCCGAGCGGCUGCGCAGGUGCCGGGAGGAUCUCUGGCAGCUGCUGGCUGAGCAGCGCGUAGAGCGCCUGGGCAGCUUGGUGGCUGCCGAAUGGAGGCCGGAAGAGGGCUUCGUGGAGUUGAAGUCUCCUGCGGGCAAAUUCUGGCAGACCAUGGGCUUCUCAGAGCAGGGCCGGCAGCGGCUUCACCCGGAAGAGGCCUUGUAUCUCCUGGAGUGUGGCUCCAUCCAGCUCUUCCACCAAGACCUGCCACUGUCUAUCCAGGAAGCUUACCAGCUGCUGCUGACCGACGAUACUGUUACCUUCCUGCAGUACCAGUCCAGGGACCUGGCUGACUGGUCUCUGGUAGAAAAUGGCCUCUCCUUACCUGGAACUCUUGGCUGGAGUGCAGCUCCUUGGACGUGGACUGGGAGCCUCUGCUGGAAGCGUUCUGAGAGAGGCAGCUCUGUCCUGUUCUCGUAUGAGAGGCAGCUUAACUUGGAUGGCAGCAUGCAGCACUUGGAGGACGGAGAUGGCAAAAGAAAGAGGAGCAGCUCCAGCCCUUGGUCCAUUAAUAAGAAGGCCAAGGCCCUGGAGAACUCCCUGCAACCUGAGAGUCUGGCAGCCUCCAGCCCACCUCCCUCCAGCCAGCCCAGCCAAUGCCCAGAGGAGAAACCCCAGGAGCCAAGCCCCAUGAAGGGCCCAGGGGGCCCCUUUCAGCUUUUGGGGUCCCUGGGGCCCAGCCCUGGCCUGGCCAGGGAGGGGGUGGGGUGCAGCUGGGAGAAUGGCAGAGCUGAGAAAGGAGUCACAGGGGCUGGCAAGCCACGCUGGAACUUCGAGCAGAUCUCCUUCCCCAACAUGGCUUCAGAUAGCCGCCACACCCUCCUAUGUGCCCCAGCCCCAGAGCUGCUCCCAGCCAAUGUGGCUGGGCGGGAGACAGAUGCAGAGUCCUGGUGCCAGAAGCUGAACCAGCGCAAGGAGAAGCUCUCCAGAUGGGAAAGGGAGCACCACGUGGAGGCCGCGCGCUUCCGGGAGGAUGUCAAUGCUGAUCCCGAGGUGCAGCGCUGCUCUAGCUGGCGAGAAUACAAGGAGCUGUUGCAGCGACGGCAGCUGCAGAGGGGCCAGAGCCAGGCCCCUCACCUGUGGGGCCAGCCCGUCACCCCCCUGCUGAGUCCAGGCCAGGCCAACUCCCCAGCCAUGGUCCUUCAGCAUAUCUCUGUGCUGCAGACCACACACCUUGCUGAUGGAGGUGCCUGGCUGCCGGAGAAGUCUGGGGGCUUGGAAAUCAGCUUUGAUGUUUACCAGGCCGACGCUGUGGCCACAUUCCGAAAGAAUAACCCUGGCAAACCCUAUGCCCGGAUGUGCAUUAGUGGAUUUGAUGAGCCUGUCCCAGACCUCUGCAGCCUCAAGCGGUUGUCUUACCAGAGUGGGGAUGUCCCUCUGAUCUUUGCCCUGGUGGAUCAUGGUGACAUCUCCUUCUACAGCUUCAGGGACUUCACGUUGCCCCAGGAUGUGGAGCACUGACCUCACAGCUCUGCAGGGGAUGGAGCUUGCUCCAGGGGACUGGGACUGGUUGUUCUCAGGGACCAUCUCGGCUGCCUCCUGUACCCAGACUCUAACCUGUAGCUUCAGGGGCCAGUCUGGGCCUUGGCCCUGGGCGUCUAAUACAAAGAGUGAAACUGACCCUCUCCCCUUGUCUGCUGCCUUGCAGUGACCACCCUGGAACUCAGGAGUAGAUUUUAAGGACCCAGGAGGUGGGGCAGAAGAGAGGACUCUGUGCCUUUAACGUGAGGGUGCCUGCUUCCGUGCCAUAAAGCCAAAGCCAUUAAAAAUAAAUCUCUUUUCUGCUGUUUCUGUA
Messenger RNA from Sapajus apella (tufted capuchin), 2065 nucleotides. It is a transcript of the gene TSEN54, whose product is annotated as tRNA splicing endonuclease subunit 54. Gene Ontology annotation, cellular component: tRNA-intron endonuclease complex. The transcript is spliced from 11 exons. Gene Ontology annotation, biological process: tRNA-type intron splice site recognition and cleavage. Bases 67 to 1731 code for a protein of 554 amino acids. The record is from RefSeq and is a predicted model, not a curated record. Lineage: Eukaryota; Metazoa; Chordata; Mammalia; Primates; Cebidae.